Molecule: messenger RNA, 1338 nt
Organism: Nematolebias whitei (Rio pearlfish)
Lineage: Eukaryota; Metazoa; Chordata; Actinopteri; Cyprinodontiformes; Rivulidae
Gene: rassf6
Product: Ras association domain family member 6
Exons: 11
Coding region: 153-1199 (348 amino acids)
Biological process (GO): signal transduction
Source: RefSeq, a predicted model, not a curated record
GCUGCACAAGCUCACCUCCUGCCACACGAACUGCACUCCAGACCUUUGAACACAAACCCUCACAGUUAAAUGCACCAUCAGAGCUGAAUAAUGGAGCCGCUUCAUUCGCUUUUAGAAGACUAGAAGAAAGGCUGAGCAGUAGCUGAAUAGAGAUGUAUGCAGCGGCUCUGCCCCCACUAAUCCAAGCAGGAAAUGGAAGAGCAUUGACCAGAGCAGAGUUCCUGUCGCUAUUAAACACCUACAACUGGUACCUGAAAGAGCAGACUCAGCUCCAGCUCACUUAUUGUCAGGGUGCAGAUGGAAGGGUGCUGGUGGAAGGUUUACUGAAUAUCUCCUGGGGAGUACGGAGACCAAUCAGGCUGAAAAUGCAGGACGACAAGCAGAGUCUUCCGUUUGCACCGAUGGUUAUGCCUGAUCCCACCAGUCCAGUCAGCCCAAUUGGCAGCAAGAGUAGUAUGUCUCGGUGGGGAGAAUAUAAUGAUCUUCACCAGAUCGAUGAAGUGGCAGAGACAGACGCAGCCCACCAAACAGUGGUCAAAGAUCCUUUACCAGGCCCUCCUGUUUACGAGAGUGCCACGCUGCGUCCUACGAGGCACAAGAAUCUGGAGCUGGAGGUGGAGUCCAACCUGUUCCGCUGUAUGAGCGACGCUUCAUUAGUUAAGAGGAGGAGGGGGAGGGGAAAGUCAGAAGCACAACGAGAGCAGGAAAGACAACAUCGCUUCUCCAUCAACGGGCACUUCUAUAACUACAAAACCUCUAUAUUCACCCCAACGUUUGGUACUUCGACUAAAGUUCGCAUCUCUAGCACGAUGACAACAGACGAAGUCAUCGAGCAGCUGUUAAACAAGUUCAAGAUUGAAAAUGACCCACAGGAGUUUGCAUUGUACAGCGUUCACCAGAGUGGAGAAAAGAAAAAGCUGUGUAACAGAGACCACCCACUGUGGGCGCGCAUCCUGCAGGGACCAUCUGACGACAUCAUGAAGAUCUUUUUGAUGGACAUGCAUGAAGAGGAAGUCAGCACUGAUGUUGCUCAGUAUUUAAACUUGGAGCUUCCGAUCUUGGAGCAGGUUUUACUCAAACUCAGAGAGGAGGAAAACAAAGAGAUUGAAAUGGUCAUCAACAAGUAUCACCACCAUCACAGACUUCUGUCUAACAUGCUGAACGUUAAGACAUCUCCUCACAUUGAGACCAGCGUCUGACGACUACUGAACUCAGUUUCUAACAAAAAAAACACUUCAAGGAUUCUGAGAAACUCUGAGCAUAUUUUGAAAAGGCCUUUUUUUACUUACAAAUUGUAAUUUAAAUAAUAGUAAUUUGUCACAAGAUUUUUUUUUUUUU